This is a messenger RNA of Erythranthe guttata (spotted monkey flower), 1334 nucleotides long. RefSeq names its product putative dolichyl-diphosphooligosaccharide--protein glycosyltransferase subunit 3B. Gene Ontology annotation, cellular component: oligosaccharyltransferase complex. The record is from RefSeq and is a predicted model, not a curated record. NCBI's taxonomy places the organism in Eukaryota, Viridiplantae, Streptophyta, Magnoliopsida, Lamiales, Phrymaceae.
CAUCCAUUUGUCCAAAUCCCAAAUCUGACCAGAGAAAAGUCUUCAUCGCUUUGCAGCACAGCCACACCACCGCACACAGAUCUCCGCCGCUACCAAUGGCGAUUUCUCAAACCCCUAUCGGCGGCGGCGCCGCCCUCCUCCUCCUCCCUAUCAGCCUCCUCCUCUUGCUCACAACCCUCGCCGCCUCCCUCUCCUCCGACUCCGUCGUCUCCGAACUCUCCAACCUCCAAUCACAGUCACCCACCGGCGUCAUCCACCUCAACGACGCCCUCCUCCGCCGCAUCCUCUCCCUCCCCACCCCCCGCCCGUUCCACUCCAUGAUCUUCUUCGACGCCACUCAGCUCCACUCCAAAGCGGAGCUCGCCCUCCCCAAACUCAAAUCCGAAUUCGCCCUAGUCGCCUCCUCUUUCCAAAUCAACAACCCUAACCCUAAUCGAAACCCCCAACUCUUCUUCUUCAACAUCGAAUUCCAGGAAUCACAGGCCUCCUUCGGCCUCUUCGCCGUCAACGCCCUCCCCCACAUCCGCCUAAUCCCACCCACCGCCGCCGAUGUCAAAACCGAUUCAAUCCAAAUGGACGCCUCCGAUUUCUCCCGAUUGGCCGAAUCAAUGGCCGAGUUCAUCGAAUCGAGGACCAAGCUCUCAGUGGGCCCCAUCAAUCGCCCCCCCGCCGUUUCCAGAAAGCAGAUCCUUUUCCUACUCGCGGUAGUGCUGAUCUGGACUCCGUUCUUCAUCAAAAAAUUACUCACCGGAAAAACCAUCUUCCACGAGAAGAACCUGUGGAUGGCUGGGGCAAUCUUCAUCUACUUCUUCAGUGUUUCCGGUGCGAUGUUCAACAUAAUCAGGAAAAUGCCCAUGUUCAUGGCGGACAGGCAAGAUCCGAGUAAAUUGGUGUUCUUCUACCAGGGCUCGGGAAUGCAAUUGGGCGCAGAGGGGUUCUCGAUCGGUUUCUUGUACACCAUUGUUGGGCUAAUGCUAGCUUUCGUAACCCACGUGCUCGUGAGAGUGAAGAACAGAAACGUGCAGCGAGUUUUGAUGAUUUCGAUGCUGAUUGUGUCUUUUUGGGCUGUCAAGAAAGUCGUUUUCUUGGAUAACUGGAAAACGGGCUACGGUAUUCAUGGAUACUGGCCUUCGAGCUGGUGAUCGUGUAUGAAGAUGCUCUGUUUCUGCCUUUUAGGUGAGACUUAUUUUGAUCCAGCUUAAUUUGUAGUAUGCACUCAACAAAUAUAGCUCUUAGCCAUAACUUGAGCUUUUUUCUUUUUUACUUCAAUGGAUAUUUCUCUCUCUUUUUCGCGAGACUUACUUAUAUGCAAUACUGAAUUAUUUGUUGGUAUC